AUGGGAUGUACGCUGAGCGCAGAGGAGAGGGCGGCUCUGGACCGGAGCAAAGCCAUCGAGAAGAACCUGAAAGAGGACGGCCUCACCGCGGCCAAGGAUGUCAAGCUGCUGCUGCUCGGGGCCGGAGAGUCAGGGAAGAGCACCAUCGUCAAACAGAUGAAGAUCAUCCACGAGGACGGCUUCUCUGGUGACGACGUAAAGCAGUACAAGCCCGUCGUUUACAGCAACACCAUCCAGUCUCUGGCGGCCAUUGUGCGCGCCAUGGACACGCUGGGCCUGGACUACGGAGACAAAGAGCGCAAGGCUGAUGCAAAGAUGGUGUGUGACGUGGUCAGCCGCAUGGAGGACACAGAGCCUUUCUCCGCCGAGCUGCUGUCUGCAAUGAUGCGUCUGUGGUCCGACUCGGGUCUCCAGGAGUGCUUCAGCCGCGCCCGAGAGUACCAGCUCAAUGAUUCAGCGCAAUACUACUUGGACAGCCUAGAUCGGAUUGGUGCGACGGACUACCAGCCGACAGAGCAGGACAUCCUGAGGACCCGGGUGAAGACCACGGGCAUCGUGGAGACGCACUUCACCUUCAAAAACCUUCACUUCAGGCUGUUUGAUGUCGGAGGUCAGAGGUCGGAGAGGAAGAAGUGGAUCCACUGUUUCGAGGACGUGACGGCCAUCAUCUUCUGUGUGGCGCUGAGCGGGUAUGACCAGGUGCUGCACGAGGACGAGACCACGAACCGCAUGCACGAAUCUAUGAAGCUCUUUGACUCCAUUUGUAAUAACAAGUGGUUCAAGGACACCUCCAUCAUCCUCUUCCUCAACAAGAAGGACCUGUUUGAAAACAAGAUCACCAAGUCGCCACUGUCCAUCUGCUUCCCCGAAUACUCUGGUCCCAGCACGUACCAGGAUGGAAUCGACUACAUCAAGGCUCAAUACGACGGAAAGAACAAGUCCCCCAACAAGGAGGUGUACUCCCACGUGACCUGCGCCACCGACACCAACAACAUCCAGUUUGUCUUUGACGCAGUCACCGAUGUCAUCAUAGCCAAAAAUCUGAGGGGGUGUGGCCUAUACUGAUAAACUUGGUUGAUGUGGGCAUGUACCUGUACAUGUCACAUGUGGGACUAAAGAAUGCGGCACUGCCCUGCAGCAUCCAGGCUGCCCGCAAUGCCGCCGCAGCCUGAUCGGCUGAAGACUUAGUGAAUGCAGUUCGUUGUGUUUUCAAACCCCCAGCUCAGCUGACUGAAACAGCCUCUCAUCCUAAUCCUUUAAGUUUCUUACGGGAGCACACAACCAUCAUCAGCCCUCAUCUUCUUCACGUUCAUGUAUUCUCUUACGGCAGGGGUGUCUGUCUCUUGGUCUCGAGGGCCGGCCUCCUGCUGGUUUUCCAGAAACCCUGCUGUUGAUUACCUUGAUCAGGUGUGUUUAGCCAAUAAGGAGCUUCAGCGGCAGGUUAGUUGGAAAACAUGUAGGACGCCGACCCUGGAGGCCUGGUAUUGGAAAGCCUGGCUUAGGGCUUACGUGCUUGACAGUCUGUACUGUACCCGAUCUGAAAAAGCGCAGUUUGGCUGCUGUGAUCAGUCCAUUCAAAGACUAAACCUUUCACACCAAAGCUUUAGCUCCAGUGUUGAUGAUUUUUGAAAAAUCCCAACUCUUCAAACCGCAAUUAACAUAAUAUUUGUGGAUUCUGAAGCGGAGAAAAGCAGCUUUGCACCGUUACAUUUUACACAAAGUGUUGCAUAUCGGCACUAAGCCAAGAUCCAAAGCCGCUAUUCUCCACGCCAGAAUCCGUUGGAUAUACAUUGUCGUGUGUUGUUAAGGUGUCGCGGGCGACAUCUCUGGUGUUAAAAGUGGGCCCGAGCAGAAUUUAAAGGACUCUGGCACUAAAAGCACUCCUGCAAACAGCCGUAUGCCCUUCAAAAUAAACCAUAGUGCAAAAUAUAAGGUACGCAUUGAGCUUUAUACCACCUAAAUUUUUACAGCAAGCCCUCUCUCUGCUGGUGGUAAAGCAAUGACCGGAGUUCAAACUGCCACCUACUGUUCGUUGGAGAGAGUGGCGUCUGCAUUCCAGCUCUUUAUGAGUGCGAGCCAUGGAGUGUUUGCAGAAGCCAAGCGGCCUGGCUCGAGCACAGUUUGGUACAGAUUAUUGAUGUGAGCAUGGAAAUGUACUCUGGAUAGGUACUCUCAUAUGUCACACAUUGGAUUUUGAACUUUAAAAGCGAGACCUGAGGAGGGACAGUCGCAUUGAACUGGAGUUCUGAAGCAAGAAAAGCAGCUCUGUGACACUUUACAGUAACUUACCCAAUCCACGUAAAUCAGCUGAGAAUGCCAUGGAGAAUGUGCGCCAUUAUGCAGCACUUAAUGUCAGUAAAGUAUAUGAAACACUUUACUGAGAUUUUACUAAAGUGUUGCUGAUCUAUGCAAAGUGGCUUUUCUCUGCUUGAAAGUCAGCUGAUUCAUCAUCAAGAGCGUGUUUUUUAGGCGUCAUCAUCGAUGUUUAAGGGUUAUUAACGCAUAAGUUUGAAGUCUAAUGAAACCAAACAGCCAAAAAAAAUCCUCUUUAAUUGUUCCAGCAUGAGACAGAUUUUAUGUCUGUCUCUUGUCAAAACAUUAGUUUCUACUUUCAAAGCUGGAUCAAGGAAAAAUCACACGGAUGCCACCAGCAGAAUCUCCAAAACACAAACAAGUUUUCUUGAAGAGAGGUAGUGAGAGGGCGGACUCCUCGCUCGUUAUAGAAAUGGCGUCCAAACCAUUAGCCUCUCAUCCUCAUGCAGGAUUAGUCAGUAGUUUCACAUUUGGGACGUUUGGACAGUUCAGGUGUACCGUUAAACUCUAAGUUUGUGUGGCUUUUUUCUCUACAUGGCAUCCCCCACGUGUCAGUGAACGCACCACAGACAUGUGGAAUGUAGAGAUGAGCCAUCAAACCACCAAGCAACCCCCACGGCACACCCUUACAGCGCCACCUGCUGACUAGAAAAUGUAGAAAGGUUUAUUCUCUCCAAAUUAAGAAACCAACCUCAGCAGAUGUGAGAUUAAACUGCUCUGCUUUACUGAAAUCCCAUAUGUUUUUUUUAACUGUUUAUGACAGAAGCAUGACCAAUUAAAAUCACUAACAGUUGGAUCAUUCUAUUAAUUACACUUUGUUACUUAUUAAAAAA
Oryzias latipes (Japanese medaka) is the source of this 3146-nucleotide messenger RNA. RefSeq names its product guanine nucleotide-binding protein G(o) subunit alpha. Gene Ontology annotation, cellular component: heterotrimeric G-protein complex; cytoplasm. The record is from RefSeq and is a predicted model, not a curated record. Gene Ontology annotation, molecular function: G-protein beta/gamma-subunit complex binding; GTPase activity; G protein-coupled serotonin receptor binding. Gene Ontology annotation, biological process: G protein-coupled dopamine receptor signaling pathway; adenylate cyclase-modulating G protein-coupled receptor signaling pathway. Lineage: Eukaryota; Metazoa; Chordata; Actinopteri; Beloniformes; Adrianichthyidae.